CUUCUGAAAUAGGUCGUGCUGCAACUAAUGAAGGGCGUCAAGUUGUCGCGGUUUCCGUAGGGAGGAGUUGGUAAACAAGGAGCCCCGAUAAUCAGGGCUUUGCCACCCCGCGGGAUCCCUCCCGGGCAGCGAGCAGCGUUCAAGCACGCAGUGUCUGGAGUGUGAUUAAGAUUCUCCAUGAAGAAGGAAGCAUGAUCGCCUUCAUGAACAAUUCCGACAGUGAAGAGGAACCUUGCAAUGAAAGGACAUCAUUGAUGUCAGCUGAAAGCCCCCUUCUGCCUUCUUAUCAUGAUGGAGCACAAGAACCUGAAGCUAUAGAAACGCUUUCCCACAGGAAUAGACGUAAUGGCAGCACUAGCAGCUCUAAUAAAGCGGAGGGACAUGGGCCUGAUCCAGAAAGAGCAGCAAAAGGACAUAUUGUGCUGGAAAAUGAGGAAGAGGAGUUGACCUUAAAAUAUGGAGCAAAGCAUGUGAUCAUGCUGUUUGUGCCUGUAACACUGUGCAUGGUUGUAGUUGUUGCAACCAUUAAGUCAGUCCGUUUCUACACUGAGAAGAAUGGGCAACUGAUUUAUACCCCCUUCAGUGAAGAUACCCCCUAUGUGGGCCAGCGUCUACUGAGCUCUGUGUUGAAUACCCUCAUCAUGAUCAGUGUUAUUCUAGUGAUGACCAUCUUUUUGGUUUUCCUGUACAAAUAUCGUUGCUAUAAGUUCAUUCACGGGUGGCUGAUUCUCUCAUCGCUGAUGCUUUUGUUUCUCUUCACUUACAUCUACCUUGGCGAAGUACUUAAGACCUACAACGUGGCUAUGGAUUACCCUACCCUGUUCUUUGUCAUCUGGAAUUUUGGAGCAGUUGGGAUGAUUUGCAUCCACUGGAAGGGGCCUUUGAAACUUCAGCAAGCCUAUCUCAUUAUGAUCAGUGCCUUGAUGGCUUUAGUUUUCAUUAAGUACUUGCCAGAGUGGUCAGCUUGGGUCAUCCUAGGAGGCAUCUCUGUUUAUGACUUGAUAGCAGUUUUAUGUCCAAAGGGACCUCUCCGAAUGUUGGUGGAAACAGCACAAGAGAGAAAUGAGCCAAUAUUUCCUGCACUUAUUUAUUCCUCUGCUAUGAUGUGGACAAUAGGAAUGGCAAAGCCAGAUAAUGCACAAAGAAGGUCUUCUCAGGAGAUACGGGAUCCAGAGAUACAUGACAAUUCUUCAUAUGCUGAGCCCGAAGUUCCAGAAAUGAGAAACUCAACUAUUGAUCAAACUGGCCAACAACUUGGUCAAAUUGCCCGCAACUUUGAGGAAAGCCAGGAGGAGGAAGAAAGAGGAGUCAAGCUGGGUCUAGGAGACUUUAUAUUCUAUAGCGUGCUUGUCGGCAAAGCAGCUGCCACUGCUAGUGGUGACUGGAAUACAACAUUGGCUUGUUUUGUAGCCAUCCUCAUAGGUCUGUGCUUAACUCUUCUAUUGCUUGCAGUCUUUAAGAAGGCACUACCUGCUCUUCCCAUCUCCAUCACCUUUGGCCUGAUCUUCUACUUCUCAACAGAUUAUCUCAUGCAACCUUUCAUGGACACCCUUGCAGCUCAUCAGUUAUAUAUCUAAGAAUAAUGGUGAUCCUGUUUAAGAGCUUCAGUGGGCAGCAGGCCAAUUUUUAGUGAAUUUUAUUCUUAAUUCCAUACCUUUUUCACAGGAAACACUAAAAAAAAACAACUUGUUUCCCCUGGAACUUCACAGCUGGUUCUUCAGACUAUUAAUGCUCCAGGUAUCAGGAUCUAUGCAGCCUGAACCUACUUGCACGUAUUCAGAGCUGAGUUCACCCAGAUCAUUUGGAGCAUAGAAUUAUUAUUGAUGACCUUCCUCUUCAUAUUUUUCAUAUAUUAAUUUUUUACUUUGUGUAGAAGGUAGAUUGAUUGCAUUACCUUAAAGUAAAAUGAAGUAUCCAUCUUGAGAGAGUAUUGGUACUGUGAAGUUUAAAGUCCACUUUAUAUAAUUGCACAGUAAUAAUAAUACAGGGUAUUUUUUUAACAUUGAAAAAAGCACUCUUUGAGAGAAAUACAAUUCUAGUACAGGGACUGUCUGAAAGGAGAGCAGAGUAUAGGGAGUUGUGGUUUCUACAACUACACCACUAAAAGUGGGCUGUUCAAAUCCCUUAUACAAUAACAGCUUACCAUGGGCUAUCAUGGAACUUUUGACAUUCCUGGUUUCCACAAUAAAAUCAGCAAGAAGCAAAUUGCAAACAGCAGAACUGUUUUAGUGAUCCUUUGCUUGUUCCACUGGGAGGCUUGAUGUUGACAUAGAUUAGCUUAACUUCCAGGUAUUCUAAAUGAAGGUAUCUGAAUCUCUGGCUAUGUUUCCACGUCAUUCAUAGCCAGAUUUCAUGUAACUAUGAUUUGCUGAAUAAUUGGCUGGAUUCAUGUUAUUAAGUCACAAAUCAUGAUUGAUAUUUAUGGGUUCAACAUGCUUAGCAACCUCAUAUUGCAAGUUAGCCCUGAUUUUAUUUUCUUUCAAUAUCCUUUCAAUGAAAAACAAAAUGAGAAGUAACAUGAUACAAAGCACCACUCUAGGUUUUUAUAGUGAUGGGACUUUUUAUCUUGCCAGUUAACCUUCUAUUAAAUGACUGCAUGUAUCCUCCAUUGCAACCAUUUGUGGCAACGCCUGUAAACUGUUCUCAAAGUUCUAAAUGUAUUGCAGCUCACAAAGAUUAAUGUGGACCUUAAACUGGGGUCACAUAAUAUACUAUGCCAAAAUUCAAAUAAAUCACAUUAUGUGUAUAAUGUGUGAAACCAUGUCACACUCUCAGUCCCAUCUGCCCAUUCUAUAAUCACAAUAGUUUAUUUGGCAUUGCUCAUGUAAGAAAAAUGACCCAAGGAAAAGAAAACUCAGGGUAUAGCUUUAAUUCCAUUGUUGAAUGGUCCCAUAAUGACCCCAUAAAUAAUGACAAGCAAGUUCUCUUUCCUUCUCUUCCUAGACUGGAUAGCGUUAGUGUGACCAAGAAGCCAUUCAAUAAAGAGUUGAGACUUGAUCAGUGGAGUAAGUUGCUUUAUUCCUUAAUCAUGAAUUCUCUGGGGGCUUAUCUUGUACUCCAUCAAAGGAUGACUUUUUAUGCCUGUUAAUAAAACUAGAUUGGAUUUUGCUAGCAGUAAGAAUUCUGGAAAUACAGAUAGUUUGUCUUGCCCUGCUUGCUGAUCUUCAGAAAGUCUUACGCUUAGAGUAAGAGGCUUUUAUGUACAAAUCGUGAUAUGCAAAGGUCUAAUUCACUAUAUUUCUUUUCUCUAAAAUAGAACAAGAGCACACAUAAAGUCAGCUGAAGUAUGUAUAGUGGUACAUACAAUAGUACAUGUAGAUACUGUAUAUGCUAUGUAACAUCUUUUUAAUUAAAAAAGACAAGUUCCAUUCAGAUCAAUACUUUAUUACUACCAGAAAAAAUAAAAUAAAGGAGGAAAUGAAAUGCUUGUUAUAGUUCUUAAAACUGAGUCCUUGCUGAAAAUAGUAUUGGCUGCAAAAUAAUAUUUCCAUUUCAACUCCUUUCAUUUCUCCCACAAAAUCUAAAAUUUAAUAUUUUGUUGCAUCAGAACUAUUGUUCUGCCACACUUUUUAUUAGACCAAUUUGGCACAGGAAGUUUUAUUCCAUUCCAUUUUUCUAUGUAACCCCAUAUAAAAUAGAGCCAGUGGAGCUUCGAUGAUAUUGAAAGUUAUAAAAAGAGAUUUGAUACAUUAAAGUAGAUUGCAGUUCAUUUUCAGUGGUUUCUUAUGUAGAUAGAUAGCUAUUAUGAUGUGAACUGUAAGCGAGGAUCAGUAUACUGUCUCUAUUAACUUAUUGUGUGCUUAUUUUUUUAUGCAUGUUCCUGCAUUUCUUCCCUAGAGAUUCUUUUCUGACAAGUCAGUGCAUUUAGAUAUCUCUUUGCAUAGACAAAAUAUUUAAUUUAGGGGAAGACAAGCAUUUUUGCCCACCUACAUCAGAUUAUUUCUUACCUUAGUAGUAACACAUGGAACUAAUGCUGGGCAAACUGGAGCUUUAAAAGGAGAUUCUUGACCAGCUAGACUUAGGUUCCUUGCUUCAGGGAGAUGUAGAUAUUUUAUAGUUUUAGAUAAAAUAACUGCAUAAUUGUUUAAUCUGUUCAACCUGAAAAAAAAUGCUAAAGAUGUAAAGGUUAGAAUUUCACUUUCCACUUUGGAUCUUCUUAGUAAAAACAACUUAGCUUUGGCUUUCCAUUGAGUUGUGUUGGGAAGAGAAGGUCACUUUAGAAGUGUUUUUAGAAGUAUUAUACUUUUUUAAUUUGAAAGUGAAUUAUUUUGGAACUAUUAUAGCUCAUAAUAAAAUUUAAAGGUCACAUUGGGCUUAUUAUAAAAAUUAGUCUAAAUAAAAAAUAGUUAAGUCAAGCUUCUUUCUAGGGACAUCAAUCAUUGUAGGAUUUGCUUAUUGGUGCUUUAUGCUUGUUUUACUGGAAACCUGAGGGGUUUUUUUUCUUUUCAGAUAUUACCUUUUGUGAAAAAGGAAUAAUGAAUUGGCCUUGAAUAUAUAUUUUCUGAAUAUUUUACAGGUAAUAAACUAGAUUUGAGGCCAGUCCAAGGUCGAAAAACCCAGUAGUACACCCUAUUAUUUCAUGUCUUAAUUUAUUUCACAUGCUGAGAAGAAUUCCAUUACCAUUAGCAACACUGACUAGGGCUAACGGGAACUGUACCCAAACACAUCUCUAGGGCACCAGUUGGUAAAUGUGAAAUGUGCUCCUUGAACCAUAUUUGAUUUGCUAUACACUUGGCCUACAGUGAUUAGCAUAUACCAUAUUUAAUUCUAUAAUCCUACAUCGGCUUAACCAGAAUUAUACGUUAAGGAAGAAUUCAUAUCUAGCUAAAUACAGAUAGUCCUUGACUUACAGCCACAAUUGACCCCAAAAUUUGUUGUUAAGUGAGACAUUUCUUAAGUUAGUUUUGCCCCAUUUUACAACCUUUCGUGACAAAGUUCUUAAGUGAAUCAUUGCAGUUGUUAAGGGACACUAACUCAUAAAUGUGAGUUAGUUGCCAACAGUCUGAAUUUUGAUCACAUGACCAUGGGGAUGCUGCAACAGUCAUGUGAUGGUGAUAAAUCACUUUUUUCAGUGUUGUAACUUUGAACAGUCACUAAAUGAACUGUUGUAAGUUGAGGACUAUGAGUACUUCCAUUCAGGGCCAGGGUGGAGAAUUUAGAUCUUUAAGAUGUUGAAAUAAUUCCAGCACCUUAAAUCAGAAGGAUAUUCCUUGUGUAGCAAUAUUUAGUUGUACAAGGGAUGUUUCGAGUCUAGUUCCAGCAGGUCUCUUUGUUUAAGUGUCCUAUGCAAUCCCAAAUAACAGAUCAAUAAAAUGAAUAUUGCACUUAAAAUCCCUGCAAGUUCUUAUUGCCAAUGCAAGCAGAAUUAAGAUGUGUCAUCUUUUUGCUGGGAGGAAAGACUUUACAGUUGGCCAGUACAUGCAAGUAUUUGAGGGCACAAGUAUAUCUAAGCAUAUAUAAUUUUUGUGAGUCUUUUCUGGCCUAGAGAAAAUGUGACCAAUAAUCCAGUAUAUAUAUCAAAUAUAAUAUGAAUACAUAGAUGCUUACAUUAUGCCCAGUUCCUGAUACAUUCAUUAAGCAAUGCUUUUUAAAAUGUUUUAAUAGGACUUUUCUUAACCAUUUUGAAAUCUUUAAUCCAACAAUCCAUUAAUACUGUACAUGACUCAUUUGUUUCCUUUAGAAUGACUUUAGUAUAGGACAGAAUUUGAAUGCAUCCAGUGCAGCCUUUGGCUUAAAAAUAAGUGUGGGCUUAGUCGUGCCUGGGUGAGAAAUAACUAGGAAAGUCUUUCUCUCUCUGUCCCUAUAUGUGCUUAAUAACAAUGUUUUAUAAUAUAUUAAUUUUGCAUAAAUUAAUAAGUAAAGUCUGGACAACAGAAACAACCAAAAAUCUGUUUGAAUGCAUUUCUCAUGAUGGACAUAGUAUGUGUGCAGGGACAGUGCAAAUAUACAUUAUAUGUACAGGAAAUUAUUCUUAAAAUAUGAUUAUUGAAAAUAUAAAUACAAUAAAGUGAUGGUAUAACUACCAACGACUAUU
This is a messenger RNA of Ahaetulla prasina, 6034 nucleotides long. It is a transcript of the gene PSEN2, whose product is annotated as presenilin 2. Gene Ontology annotation, biological process: Notch receptor processing; protein processing; amyloid precursor protein catabolic process. Gene Ontology annotation, molecular function: aspartic endopeptidase activity, intramembrane cleaving. Bases 192 to 1577 code for a protein of 461 amino acids. The transcript is spliced from 11 exons. The record is from RefSeq and is a predicted model, not a curated record. Gene Ontology annotation, cellular component: apical plasma membrane; perinuclear region of cytoplasm; cell cortex. NCBI's taxonomy places the organism in Eukaryota, Metazoa, Chordata, Lepidosauria, Squamata, Colubridae.